UUUUCGCACCUAAAAUGAAAAAGAAAAAAGUUGGCUCAUGCGUAAUUUAUGUUUGAGCCCGCCACAAAGCAAAGACUCUCUGUGCAGUAGGUGGUAUUUCUGAACCGGAGAGACACUCUGUAGAAGAUAAACUAAACAGGGUGGAGAGAGGGAAGAGUCUGCGGAUCCAGCCGUAAUAAUAAUUGUGAAAAAAAGCACAGACUGAUUCAGAUGAUUCUGAUCCAUCCAGUUCCAGGUCUAUGGAAAUGCAGGAUCUAGCCAGUCCGCACAGCCGAGUAAGUGGAAGCAGCGAAUCCCCGAAUGGUCCAAACCUUGACAACUCACAUAUCAAUAACAAUUCCAUGACACCAAAUGGCACUGAAGGUGAUAACAUCACUAUGCUUACCACAGCUGACUGGUUGUUAAGUUCUAGUUCACAGACCGCUGCAGUUAAAACAGAGCCAAUGAGCAGCAGUGAGAUAGCCACCUCGGCAGCCGACGGGUCUCUAGACAGCUUCUCAGGAUCAGCUAUUGGAACUAGUGGCUUCAGCCCAAGACAAACUCACCAGUUCUCUCCACAGAUUUAUCCUUCCAACAGACCCUAUCCACAUAUUCUUCCUACUCCUUCAUCCCAAAAUAUGGCUGCGUAUGGGCAGACGCAGUACACCACAGGAAUGCAGCAGGCCGCGGCGUAUGCGACGUACCCUCAGCCAGGGCAGCCCUACGGAAUUCCAGCCUAUGGUCCAUUGUGGGCAGGCAUCAAGACAGAGGGUGGACUCACGCAAUCCCAGUCACCCGGGCAAACGGGAUUUCUGAGCUACAGCUCCAGCUUCACCACGCCCCAGACGGGACAGGCACCCUACAGCUACCAGAUGCAAGGAGGCAGUUUCACAACAACAUCGGGAUUGUAUGCAGGAAGCAAUUCCCUCACAAAUUCUACUGGAUUCAACAGUACACAACAGGACUAUCCCCCUUACCCAGCCUUUGGCCAAGGUCAAUACACACAGUAUUACAACAGCUCGCCAUACACUUCCCCGUACAUGACGAGCAACAACACCAGUCCCUCGACCCCCUCCACGACCGCCACGUACACCCUACAGGAGCCCCCCUCCGGCAUCACCAGUCAAGCGCUCACAGAACCCCCUGCAGGAGAGUACAGUACAAUCCACAGUCCAUCAACUCCCAUUAAAGAUUCAGAUUCGGAUCGAUUGCGUCGAGCUUCGGAUGGAAAGUCACGUGGCCGGGGGAGAAGGAACAAUAACCCGUCACCGCCUCCGGACUCUGACCUUGAGCGCGUUUUCAUCUGGGAUUUGGAUGAAACAAUCAUCGUUUUCCAUUCCUUGCUCACCGGGUCUUACGCCAACAGAUAUGGAAGGGAUCCCCCUACAUCUGUGUCAUUAGGACUUAGGAUGGAGGAAAUGAUCUUCAACUUGGCAGACACACAUCUUUUCUUCAAUGACUUAGAGGAAUGUGACCAGGUCCAUAUCGAUGAUGUUUCGUCAGAUGACAACGGUCAGGAUCUGAGCACGUACAACUUUGCCACGGAUGGUUUCCAUGCUGCGGCGACCAGCGCAAACCUCUGUCUGGCCACCGGCGUGCGAGGAGGGGUGGACUGGAUGAGAAAGCUAGCCUUCCGCUACAGACGAGUAAAAGAAAUUUACACCACGUACAAAAAUAACGUUGGAGGUCUGCUUGGUCCAGCCAAAAGGGAAGCCUGGUUGCAAUUGCGAGCAGAAAUUGAAGCCUUGACAGACUCCUGGUUAACACUGGCACUGAAAGCACUAACAUUAAUCCACUCAAGGUCAAACUGUGUGAAUAUUUUAGUGACGACAACGCAGCUCAUACCCGCUCUUGCAAAAGUCUUGCUUUACGGACUGGGAAUAGUGUUUCCAAUAGAAAAUAUUUAUAGUGCAACAAAAAUUGGAAAAGAAAGCUGUUUUGAAAGAGUAAUCCAGAGGUUCGGGAGGAAAGUAGUUUACGUUGUCGUGGGAGAUGGAGUGGAAGAGGAGCAGGGCUCUAAAAAGCACAACAUGCCGUUCUGGAGGAUCUCGAGUCACUCGGACCUCAUGGCUCUCCACCACGCUCUGGAGCUGGAGUACUUGUAGCAGCGCGGCGGCCGCCUGCGACCUUGGAGCCCCGCACCAUGCUCGCCACAGACCUCACAACACACCUCCUCUGUCUCACGUCCCCCGCUAGAAACUGAGCGACACGUCCGGCGUGUUGACAUACAGCCACAAUUCGUCUUAACCCUUAACCUUUUUCUAAACGGAGGAGAGUGAAUUUAUGGCAGUGCAGCUGCUGGCCCCGGUUACUGUGAAUUGGCUGCUUUCAAAAGCCAUCAAAAUGUUUUACAGCCCUGUCUGUGCUGUGCCUCUACAAGGGUUCACACCUGUGAAGAAACCAGAGCUACCGACGUCUCAGAGCCCUGCAGGACUUCGGUCCCACUCUGCCUCGCUGCGGUCUCGGGCUCCCUCACGUCUCGGCCUCACUUCAAUGGUACAAAGACAGUGGGGCUCGUCUGCCCAUUGAGAAAGCCCUCUUUUGAUCACCGUUGUCCCUGGUAUCCUGUGUUCUAAUUUAUGGACUGAGGGUGCGCGAGUGGCAGUGUCCCGCGAAGGUACUUCUGUGUAAGACUUUGUGCCUUUCCCACAAUGCAAAGUACUUUUGAUUCCAUCACACCAAGAAGAAGAAGACAAAGAAGUAGAAGAAGCAGAAGAAGAAGAAGUUUAUGAAAAAGGUUUUCUAAUAAUUUAAGAAAAUAAACUUUAUUUACAUUGCUGAGACAAUCGUGUACAGAAGAGAUCUUUUUUGUGUGUGUGUAAAUUUAUAAUCACUGGACUAUUCCUUCACUAUUCGUUGAGGUACAUGCUGUUGGAAGGUGGCAAUGCAUUUUAAUUGAAGUAUCGAGGCAUGGUUGCACAUCAAGCUUGUGCUGUGCCUUAAAAGUGUUGAUGUGUUCAAGUUUUUGUUCAUUAUAUAAAUAUGUAGAUAAUGGGAUUUUGUGAUAAUUUGUUUUGUCAAGACCAAAAGCAUGGAUGUCAAGUGUCAAUGAUUAUUUUAUUUUUGUUCAAACUGUUCUUUUACUUCUCCCUGCUAUUCUGUCCCCCUUUAAAGUUAGUGACGGCCUUGAGCUCCCAUUCGAAUCUAAUCAAAACUGAAAGGCUCUUUAAAAAUUUUUCACUUUAUGUAGUUCAGUUUUUUUCAGGGGUAUCUUACUUUAGUGUUCAGAUCUCUGGAAGUUUAACUUUGAAAAUGCGUACUUGAGAUAAGUCAUUAGGCUAACACUCCCACCUCCAUGCAUCCAUGAGAAUAAUAGCAUAAAGCAUGUUCUAAAAGAAAUUAUUAAAGUUGGAAAAGGGUUUAAUAACACAGCAGUCUGGCACUGGACAGAGGAAAAGGUUUUAGAAAUGGUCUGUCUGUCUUUUGCUGGACUCUGUAACCAACCUAACUACUAUCUGAACAAAGUACGGUUUAACCUCAGCCUCCCUUAGAAGAAACAUUGAAAGCUUAGAAUGUGUUUUAUUACCUUUUUUACAAGCGCUAAAACAAAAACUCUUGUACACCGAGCAUUAUUUUGUAUGAAGUAGUCUUUUUAACAAGUCAUGUUACUUUGAUUUUGAGUCGUAUUCCGUGUCCUCUAUGAUCGCUGUAGUUUAAAUCCAUAGUACCUAUUCGUAAUGCUAACGUGAAUAUGGAUUGGCAUAUCACAGGUCCCGGACCUUGAGGAAGCCACUGCUCCAGAGGGCUGAGAACAUGUGUGUGCUUUCAACUGUGAAUUUCCUACCCAGGAACCUACCCGACCUGUUUCUGAUUCUCUCUGCCCACACAUGGUCACUGUAGAUCUGUUUCUACUGGUGAGGGCCUCGUUCUCCUAGCCGACAUAUUACACCGUCUUUUCACCACAUAUGCAAUUUUUGCUCUUUUGAAAGCAACAUUUCCCUGGUAUUGGGGACUACAUAUUGCUGCUAGAUCAAGGUAACAGUAGACAAUGAAAUGUUUUAUAGAUACAGUACUGCAAGCUUUUUUUAUGUUGCAAUCAUAAUGCAAACUGGAAAAUUUACAUUACC
This is a messenger RNA of Megalops cyprinoides (Indo-Pacific tarpon), 4046 nucleotides long. It is a transcript of the gene eya1, whose product is annotated as EYA transcriptional coactivator and phosphatase 1. Gene Ontology annotation, molecular function: protein tyrosine phosphatase activity. Lineage: Eukaryota; Metazoa; Chordata; Actinopteri; Elopiformes; Megalopidae. Gene Ontology annotation, biological process: negative regulation of extrinsic apoptotic signaling pathway in absence of ligand; cell differentiation; multicellular organism development. Bases 240 to 2084 code for a protein of 614 amino acids. The transcript is spliced from 19 exons. Gene Ontology annotation, cellular component: nucleus. The record is from RefSeq and is a predicted model, not a curated record.